Molecule: messenger RNA, 2173 nt
Organism: Durusdinium trenchii
Lineage: Eukaryota; Dinophyceae; Suessiales; Symbiodiniaceae
Source: the annotation of a GenBank genome assembly
CUGGGGGCCUGGGGGCCACUCCAAACAAUCGAAGUGGAAUACAGCCUGUUGGUAGAGGAGAACCGUUUUCCUUUCGGGGCCAUAUUCCACUUCCAUGUUUGUUGGAUGGAGGGUAAUUCAGAAGCAUGUACUUCAAGUCUUCUCGCCACAGCUGGGCACGUCGCUUUUCUGCUCGAGCGAGACGACGGGUGACAGGGAUUGGCCGGGCCGAUCAGUGUGAACAUGGCAGGCGGCUAUGACCCGACGCCUGCCCCGGUGGUGACAGUGACGAAGGCGGAGGACGACAGUCCCACGGCCACGGGCGUGCGGCCCACGUGCAGUGUGAAGCAGCUGUGUCCCAGUCGAAUGAACGCGGAGAUCUCCGCACGCUAUGACUUUGACAACGAGCUGGGCGCAGGUGCCUUUGGCUCCGUCUUCGUGGCGAGAGACAAGCGGCAGCAAGACCGCAAGGUAGCUGUGAAGAAGAUGCUGAUCUUGGAUGGUGAGCAGAAAGAGGCUUUCGAAAAGGAGGCCAAGAUCAUGAAGGACUUGGAUCAUCCGAACAUUUGCCGACUACUGGAAGUCUACCAGAAAGGUCGCUUUAUGUUCUUCGUCAUGGAGCUUUGCGAGGGCAAAGACGUGUUUGACCGCAUGCUGGAGCAGGAGGAGCACUCCUUUGGAGAGCCCCAAGCUGCCGAGAUCAUCCGACAGGCCAGUAGCGCCUUGCACUAUGCGCACAAUCGGAUGAUCUCCCAUCGUGACAUCAAGCCGGAGAACAUGGUUUUUGUGAACCGAGAUUCGGGCUGCAAUCACAUCAAGGUCAUCGAUUGGGGCCUUGGCUUCUACUUCGGUGAUCGAAGAAUGAAGUCUGCUGUGGGCUCUCUUCAGUACUGCGCCCCCGAGGUGCUCCAAGCUGAUCAUUGGUCCAAAUGGACACAGGGCUACUCGCAGGCCUGUGACUUAUGGAGCUUGGGCGUGUGCACCUACGUGAUGCUUUGUGGAAAGCCGCCCUUUUGGGGUCAUCAGGCGCAGCAGCUGAAGAUGAUGAAGAAGGAGAAGUUCCCCAUGGACGAUGCGAUUUGGCAGGCGAUCUCGCCUGAAGCGAAAGACCUAGUGAAGAGUUUGCUGCGAGUGAAUCAGAAGAAGAGGCUACCCUUGGAUAAGGUCCUGAGCCACCCAUGGUUCACCGUUCAGAACCUCCGCGCCUCGCAAAUCUCGCAAAGCGUGGCGAAGCGGGUGCUGUCGAACAUGCGGAACUUCAGCAACCUGGGCCACUUCCACUCCAUUUGCGUGGCUGCCGUGGCCAGACAACUUGAUAGCCGGAACCUCCAUGAGGUGCACUCGGUCUUUUGCAACCUCGAUCGGAACGGCGACGGGGUGCUGACCUUAGAAGAGGUCAAAGAGGGCUUCUCUGCCAUCUUCUUGCCGAACAGUCAGGAGAUGCGGGACCUGGAGAAGAUUUUCUCGACGUUGGACAUGGAUGGCUCAGGCUGCAUCGACUACACCGAGUUCUGCGCCGCGGGCGUGGGCGAACGCGUCUUCCUCGAGGAGUCGGCGCUGUGGGGCGCCUUCGACGCCUUUGACGCGGGGCAACACGACGGGCAGAUCACCUUGGUUGAGAUCAAGACGGUGCUCUCCAACGCUGACGUGAAGAAAGUGUGGUCCAAAGAUGUCCUGGAUGAUGCGGCCAAGAAGGCACUUAGCAAGUUUGACAAGAACGGAGAUGGGAGUAUCACCUUUGAAGAGUUCUGCGAGUUGAUGCGCAGCCACACCACCGCACGGCGCCAGGCCCGCGCGGAAAUCGCCUGCAGCACUGGGCUCGUGAGCGAAGAGAUCACGAAGCUCGAAGAGCAGAUCGUAAAGGAGACAAAGGCCAACACCAUGAAAGACUUUGUCCGGACCUACAGCAUGGUGCAGCAGAUGCAAGAGGAGCACCACAGCCACAGGAAGGGUUCCCGAUGCGUGCCAUGUUUUGGCCGCUCCGGCGUUGCGGAGCCUGGCUCUUAACAGUAUCCCGCCGUCGUGCUCUUAACCGUGAAAGUGAAAUCAUGCUGAGUGAAGUCACGCCGUUCUGUAGAGUUGAUGUCCGGACCACUCUUGCUGCAAUCCUUGCAGAGCCAUGCGAGACGAAGCUUAUGUUUGUCUCGCACGGCUGAUGGAAAGCUUUCUCAAAGUUAGGGUUUUGUGUUUCUCG